CGGUGCAUAAGUGCAUUGACACACACCGGCACAGACACAUGGAUCAGUUCACCACCACCGAGCUACUCCAAGCUCAAUCUCAUGCCUGGAGCCUCGUUUACAGCUACUUCAAAUCAAUGUCUGUCAAAGCCGCCAUCGAUCUCGGCAUCGCCGAGAUCCUACACAAACACGGCAAGCCCAUGAGCCUUGCUCAACUCACCACCUCCCUCUCCAUCCCCAACUCUAAGUCCGACCAUUUCCGGCGCCUCAUGCGCGCUCUUGUCUACCAAGGCAUCUUCUCCACAGACCAAGAAACCCAAUCCUCAUACUCCCUCACACCCACUUCCCACCUCAUGCUCCCCGGGAACUCCACUUCCCUAACUCAAUUGCUUCGCGUCAUCCUUGACCCAACCAUCAGCCACAGUGCAUAUGUUUUGCCAUCAUGGUUGAAGUCUUCAGAGGAGACAACGAAGACACCAUUCGCGGUUCUUCAUGGGCAUGAGAUCUUUGAAUUGGCUGAUGAGAAGCCAGAGUUUACCAAAUUGUAUAAUGAGGGGAUGGCGAGUGAUGCUGGGUUGGUGAUGGACGUGGUUAUGAGGAGUUGUAGGGAUGUUUUUGAAGGAGUGGAGUCAUUGGUGGAUGUUGGUGGAGGGAAUGGGGCGACGGUGAUGGCGCUAAAGAAAGCGUUCCCGGAGAUGAAGUGCACUGUGUUUGAUCUGCCACAUGUGAUCCAGGGCAAGAUGGAGAUUGAUGGUGUUCGCUUUGUUACUGGUGAUUUUUUCCAAUCUGUUCCUCCUGCAAGUGCCGCCUUGUUAAAGUCAAUUUUGCACGGUUGGAAUGAUGAAGACUGUGUCAAAAUUUUGAAGCAUUGCAAAGCAGCGAUUCCAAAUAAAGAUAAUGGGGGAAAGAUAAUAAUAAUUGAUAUGGUUAUUGGCGCUGUCACGGAUAAUGAAGUUAAUGCAGUAGAGACACAGCUAUUUAGUGAUUUAUUAAUGCUUAUUGCUGCAAAAGGAAAGGAAAGAAAUGAAAGUGAAUGGCGAGAUAUAAUUUUUGCAGCGGGCUUCACCAACUACAAAAUUACUCCUCUCAUAGGUCUUCGGUCAGUUAUCGAGGUAUAUCCUUGAAAAGUACUUUACAAAUAAUAAUUUAAUAUUAUGGUGUUAGAGAUGUUUGUUGAAGUUUAUCAUCUACCAACACAUCAUUUCAUAUAAUAAGUGUUGUAUUAAAACAUUUGCUCUAUAUUCUUAAAUAACAUUAUGUUUGGAUCAUAUUGAAAAUGAUUGGGCAUUCUAUCUUAUUUUUCUCGUUGUUGUCCUCACCACCUGU
Dioscorea cayenensis subsp. rotundata (Guinea yam) is the source of this 1305-nucleotide messenger RNA. Its product is annotated as trans-resveratrol di-O-methyltransferase-like. The transcript is spliced from 2 exons. NCBI's taxonomy places the organism in Eukaryota, Viridiplantae, Streptophyta, Magnoliopsida, Dioscoreales, Dioscoreaceae. The record is from RefSeq and is a predicted model, not a curated record. Gene Ontology annotation, molecular function: S-adenosylmethionine-dependent methyltransferase activity; protein dimerization activity; O-methyltransferase activity. Bases 39 to 1103 code for a protein of 354 amino acids. Gene Ontology annotation, biological process: methylation.